CAGCUCCUCGUGUUUUUGCAGAGAUAAUUUACGUUCUUUUAGUGAUUUUGUACAGAAAAUCCGCAAAGUUUUACGCGUGUGAUAAGGAAGAGCUAUGAACUUAGACACGGAAAUACGCCACAUGUCGUGGCACUUGGAGCAUGUGGCCGAUAUCCUGGACAUGACCGAUGGCUGGAGAGAAAUGAUUGGUUUGAUUCCCAAAAAUAUAGAGCAUAUCUCCAUCCCACGACCCACGCCGAUGUUUACCGCUUGCCAUGAAGAUAAAAUCGAAAAGAUAAGCAAGGAGAAGAAAACUUCGCCAUCAAAGUUGCUGCUGGAAGAAUGGAGCGUAUCGGGUAAGGUGAGGCCGAAGGUUUACCAUCUUCUAACAAUCCUGAACCGCGCGCAUGAAGUACGUGCAAUAGUGUAUCUGACCAUACAUCUAGAAAAAUCUCUAGAUCAGCUAGACAACGAACUGCCGGAGGACAUUGAGACGGAAUCCAUGCUCGACGGUUUGAGCUAUCCUUCGGAAUCGCAGCUACUGAACGGCUCCACGAUCACCAACAAUCGCGAUUAGUACGGCAUAAUAGGACUUGAAAAAGACCAAGCGACCUAAAUUUCAGCUUAACAUUUGCCAGGAUAACGGGACAGAUAAAUGAUACCGGAAAACAUAAAUCAUGCCAGAGAGCGGUCUAAUGCAGUAAACCAUUCAGAUAUGCCUCGCCUCAAUCAUCUGCAAUUAUCGAUGACAAUUAUCGAUGCUAUCUAUCUGUAGUACGGAUCGUGAAUCUACAGCUUCGAUACAGCGAUUUCCAUUUUUAGGCCCAAUUCCUUCCAAUCUCAAGAGUAAAACAAUGACAGUACCUACGAUCAUCUCGAACGUGUCACGGACAUCAUACGCGAACCGUUCUUGUUGGAUAUAGCUAGCUGAAAAUCCCGUAGAAAUGCUUAGAGGAUACAUGAUGCCGACCAACGAAUGGUGUGCUAGUGUCGCAAAUAUCUGAGUUGAGAAUAUAAUGACUGCAGUCGCGCAAAUAGAAGUGAGAGCCAGCAUUGUGUAUCCAUCAUGAUGUACUGUUUGUUGUAUUGUUUGAAAAAGAAUCGAUAGCAGGCAAACUAUCAUUGAAAUACUCACUAUAUUUGUUGUAUAAUAAAGAACAAAAAAUGCUCAACAACAGUUUCAUAUGAAGUUUUAUAGUUGUUCUUUUAUAUUAGACAAUGUGAAAUGUAACCAUGAGCAAUGAAAUAUUACUCAAGACAAAACAUUUACAUCGGAACUGACAUUUUUAA
Molecule: messenger RNA, 1269 nt
Organism: Anopheles aquasalis
Lineage: Eukaryota; Metazoa; Arthropoda; Insecta; Diptera; Culicidae
Source: RefSeq, a predicted model, not a curated record